Physella acuta is the source of this 1328-nucleotide messenger RNA. RefSeq lists its product as uncharacterized. NCBI's taxonomy places the organism in Eukaryota, Metazoa, Mollusca, Gastropoda, Physidae. The record is from RefSeq and is a predicted model, not a curated record.
GGGAGUGAGACCACGAGGAUGGGUGACGAGCAUUACGGGGACGACUUUAGGAUGGUCGAGCUGGAUUUUUUUUUCAUCACCCCGUUCGCGCCGUCCUGUCAAGUCUGCUACCUGCUAGAUAAUAAACACUUCAGAGCGGCAAUAAAAUACUCUGAAGCUGAACACGUGUUUGAUAAGGACUUUAUUGUAGAGAUGUGGAGUAACCUCUAUCACAAGGAGUACAGUGAAGGGGACUGGCAUGCCAUCCCCAUGAAGCUCCUGUCCACAGAGAAGCUGCCAGACAGCAGGAAGUGUAUCUCGUAUUUCGGCGUGGACCUCAUCGUCACCUGCCUGGGGAGUUUCGAGUUCACCUACAGGGGACGUCACAAGGACGACCCCAACUUUAAGUGGGCCAAGUAUCUAGGCUGUAACGGGCGUCUGGAGAUCAAACGACAAACUGACCACCUGACAACAUACGUGCAGGAAUCCAAGUUGUCCAAGGUCACUCACAACAUAUACGUGGGCAACUUCACCGCCGCCCUUGAAGCCCACCUGAACGGCUUCGACGCCCUGCUCAACGUCUCUAACGACGCCCCGGUCUACGCCAAGCAGCUGUCUCGACCCAUCAUCUUGAAGAAGCUCCCCAUAGCUUUUGGCGUGGAUGUCGUCAUUGGCGAAAACAUGAUCCUUGAAGCCGUGUUCUGGCUGCGAGCCAUGAGCGACCUCUGCAGCAAAAUCCUCAUCGCGAGCAGGGACGGGCACGGCAGGGCGGGGUCCAUCAUGAUCUCCUUCAUCUUCGCCAUGAACCCCAACCUCACGUUCGACGAGGCCUACAAGUUUGUCAACGACCGCCAUUUUGUGUACCCCCAUAAGGGUCUGAGAGAGUCACUCAACCGUAUCUACAUCCGGGAGUAAUGCACAGGGAUAAUAGGAUAAUACACUGGAUAAUUCAGGUGGAGCAUGGGAUAAUACACGGUGAUAACUCAGGUGGAUAAUAUGAUAAUACGCGGGGAUAAUACACGGCGCUAAUUCAGAGGGAAUAAUAGGAUAAUACACGGGGAUAAUACACGGGUAUAAAUCAUGGGGAUAAUAGGAUAAUACACGGGGAUAAUACACGGUUAUAAAUCAUGGGGAUAAUAGAAUAAUACACUGGGAUAAUUCAUGAGGAUAAAAUACUGUAAUAAUACACAGUGAUUCACACAUAGAAAGUGGUUCAAGGGUAUACUACAUGGAGGCAAUUCGCGGUUUUUAUUUCUAUAAAAUAUAUUUGUUAUAUCUAGUACGUAAGAAACACAUUUUAAAAAUUGGAACUAUUAUUUUCAGUGACAUUAGCACAUUAAUAGAAUGUU